Molecule: messenger RNA, 1457 nt
Organism: Cotesia glomerata
Lineage: Eukaryota; Metazoa; Arthropoda; Insecta; Hymenoptera; Braconidae
Product: zinc finger and SCAN domain-containing protein 30-like
Exons: 3
Coding region: 108-1418 (436 amino acids)
Biological process (GO): regulation of transcription by RNA polymerase II
Cellular component (GO): nucleus
Molecular function (GO): DNA-binding transcription factor activity, RNA polymerase II-specific; RNA polymerase II cis-regulatory region sequence-specific DNA binding; zinc ion binding
Source: RefSeq, a predicted model, not a curated record
UUAAUAUAUCCUAAUAAAUAAAUAAAUAAAUAAAUAAUAAAAAUAAUAAAGUUUAAAAAGUGGUGAUUUAAUAAUUAAAUAAAAAAUAAAAUACAAAAGAUAAUAAAAUGAAAACAUACAGCAGAAAGAAGGGUGAUAGCCCAAGUAAUGUUAUUAUUCACGUAAACGAGCUGUGCCGACUGUGCUUGGCCAAAGAGGAAGAGAUGGUGCCGAUUUACGAUGAUGACGCCGUUCCUAUGCCACUCCGUAUUAUGGCUUGUAUAAAUCUUGAGGUUUAUGAAGAAGACGGCCUGCCAAACAUGAUUUGCCACCCGUGCAAAUACCAACUGGAAAAGUCCUACCAGUUCAAAAAAAAAUGCGAAGCAGCUGACACAAAACUGCGCAAGCAUAUGAAAUUGAUCCAAAAAUUAACAGGCUCGGAGGAUGAAUUAGAGGCCCAGGAAAGAGUAGAAGACUCAGUAGGAGACAUAGGCUCAGGAAAGUCGCGGCAAGUUAAGCAACUUCUCGCGGACUUGGUAUCAACCAAGGGAGACGUGACGGAGAUCGACGGUGACCCGAUAGAAGUAACAGAAGAGGAGUUAGUAGGAGGCUACAUCUUGGGAAUGGGCGCUGAAAAUAUGGAGGCCGAGGAAAGCAUCUCUGAGGGUCCGUCGAACAUCACCCUGGUGCCCUCGGAAGAGAAAGCCGCCAAGGCUCGGUGUACUAUUCGCGCGACUCGCAUCAAGCAAGAGCACGAGUCCGAUGAAGAAGCUGAUGAGGUCCAACGAGCCAUUGCUAACGCUGACAGGAAGAAUGUUUAUAUGAUGGAGGUGACCAGUCACAGCGCUGGACAGACUGAGUCCAUGAAGCUGCAGCCUGUUGAAGAGUCUAUGGUCGACGCAAAUGAAGAAUUGAAGGUCUUCAAGUGCGACAAGUGCCCCAAAGCAUUUACUAGAAGAAUAAUGCUCAAGAGCCAUCAAUCUGUUCACUCUACUCAGAGAGGAUUCACCUGCCAAGCUUGCGAAAAAUGGUUCCCUACUCGGUCUGCGCUGAUUAGACAUGAGCGCACGCAUACUGGUGAGAAGCCUUUCGGGUGCAAUAUUUGUCAUCGUGCUUUUGCCCAAAAAGAAAUUUUGCUCCGGCACUUGAUGACCCACUCGGGACAAAAACCCUUCCAGUGUCAGGACUGCGACAAGAGCUUCACUCAACGUGAGGCCUUGAGAGUUCACAUGCGUCGUCACCAAAAACUUGACCCCAAUGACAUUCAAUUGCACCACUGUCAACUUUGUCCGAAAGCCUUCUGCCAUGCCUCUGGUCUCAGUCGGCACUUGGUCACUCACACUGGAAGAACUUACAAGUGUGUUGAAUGCGAAAAAUCUUUCACUGACAAAAGCUCACUGUUGAGACACAGUCGUAUUCAUGCGCCCAAAAAAAUGUAAUAUUUUCACUAAUAUAAUAUAAUAUAAUAUUGAACAUAA